Gigantopelta aegis is the source of this 861-nucleotide messenger RNA. RefSeq lists its product as uncharacterized. Lineage: Eukaryota; Metazoa; Mollusca; Gastropoda; Neomphalida; Peltospiridae. The record is from RefSeq and is a predicted model, not a curated record. The coding region runs from base 192 to 788 and encodes 198 amino acids. The transcript has 2 exons.
UGAAACAGUAAAGUUUGUCAUUUAUUUUAUUACGGUACUUAUCUAGGUGCCUGACUUGCAUGCUAAUUAGACCUAUUUACAUGUAUUCACCAUCACAUACAUGUAGUCUGCCUUGUGUACAUCUGAACUUUAGUAUUGCUACACUGAACUACAGGAUAAGAUAGAAUUCUAACAUCAGAGCAACUCUGAAGAUGUACAGAAUUCUUGGAUCUGCACCACUUUAUACAAUCCUCGCGGCACUACUCGGCAACAACCACAUUUUCGCAACUCCUAUAAAGUCAAUUGUCACAAAUACCAGCACUGAGCGAUAUGAAGACCUGCUGUUCAGCAUCAGACCACCCGAAUACUAUAUUGGAAAUGAGGGAGAAACUAUACAGUACGACUGUCGGCCGGCAACCAAUAGUUCCACAACACGCGUACACUGGGUCGUCCCACACACAGUCCCCAGGUUAAAACUUGCAGGUGGUGAAAACGAGAGCGGAGUGUAUGUAUACCCAAACAAUACUCUGCUAAUACAGCACAUGAAGCUGGACUUUCACGGGUUUUAUAAAUGUGUUAUACACCAAGAAAGUGGAUAUCACACUGCUGUGAUGAAUCUGCAUGUUGUGAAACUUAAUAGUUAUGAUUAUGGUUUCCGCACCAUGGUUGGGACAGUGGCAGCGUUUGUUGUGGUGUCAAUAUUGGUUUUGUUUGUCGUUGGUUACAGGUUUUGUGGGAAAACUAAAGGUAGUGAUAAACUUGAAGUAACUGACCGUUUGAAUACCGAAGAACAUAUUGCUUUGAGUUGAACAGUUUUUGUGAAAAAUGUAUCAAAAACAAUAAAAAUUAUUCUCGAUCGAAGAAAUGAACCAUUUUUGUUUA